GGGGUCGUCACCAACGUCCUGAAUAUGCUGGUCCUGUCGCGUCACGGCAUGGGCGAUUCCACGAACGUUGUCCUGGUGGCACUGUCCCUCUCGGAUCUGAUUUUUUCAACGUCCGAAACAUUCAGCAGAUCAGUCCGAAUUGUCAACCGUUAUGACCUCGCCUGGGCGGACGCCUUAUCCACGAUCCAAUUCAUCGGGUUCGUUCGUGUCAGCCUGUGGGCCAUGGUCACGAGCACCUGGCUGGUGUCCGUUAUAUCCGUCGAGCGAAUGCUGGCCGUGUGUUUUCCUUUUCACGUUUCACGACUGACGUCACCGAAGAAAAUGACGUGCACCGUUGUUUUGGUCUACAUUUUCGUAACACCUCUAUAUUACCCGUACCUCGGUCACUUCUACGCCACCUGGGACUACGACCCGGUGCUCAACAAAACGUAUCUCUAUCUCUACAUGACACAGUGGUAUUAUGACAACUACUGGUGGCUGACUGUUCACGAGCGCUACAUCCUCCCGUCCUUCGCCACGACCAUCCCCAUGGUCGCCAUACUCGUGGGCACGUUCACCACCAUCGUGGCGCUCACAACGCAGACAGCUCAACACAAACGCGUUCUGAACACUUCGUCGCUGAGAGCAAGGCGCGCGAAGGAAAUGAAAUCUGUCAAGAUAUCCCUGCUCAUCUGUUUGUGUCUGGCGUUUUCUAUCCUGAUCCCCAACGCCGCCCUGGACGCAUGGAUAGGGUUAAAUAUCCACGCAGUGCCUCUUGUGAUACUUGAUAUGAUACGUGACUUUACGCAGCUCGCCGUCCAGUUGAAUGCGUCCAUGAAUUUUUUCAUUUACGUCGCCUUGAGUUCAAAGUUUAAGGAGACAUAU
Lymnaea stagnalis (great pond snail) is the source of this 864-nucleotide messenger RNA. The record is from the annotation of a GenBank genome assembly. NCBI's taxonomy places the organism in Eukaryota, Metazoa, Mollusca, Gastropoda, Lymnaeidae.